GUGAUGGCUGUUUUAUGAGUUUGUCCGAAGCUCGCCAAAAAUGCACCGAAAAACACAGUUGCUUUCAGCAAAUACAGCACAUAGAACACAUGUGUUUACCUCCAAAUUACAUUGGACGACUCAAAGAAGGAAUUAACGAAGAAUUAUCACGAAAACUUAUGAAAUUUUGCGACAAACUUGAAGCAGUGAUAGUUGCUUACGACAAGAUCGAACUGUUACAACGUUUUGGUAGUCUUGUUGAUGAAACUCCUUUCCUUCAUUUUGAUGUUAAAGUAAACUAUAUUGUCUUUAAACCAGAAGUUGAUAGUAAACUUGUUGGCGAAGUGAAUAAGAUUGGUUAUGAUCACGUUGGAUGUUUGGUACAUCAAUGUUUUAAUGCAUCGAUUACAAGACCAAGAAUACAAAAUGGCUAUGAUAUCGAUAGUUUGGUAAUUGGUAGCAAAUUCACAUUCCGUGUUAUUGGUUUAGAAUCUCUUAAUGGUGUUUUAUUGAUAUCUGGAGUAAUAGAUGACAGAUCACUCAGAAAAAGUAAAACAAAAUCAAAAACCACAGAUGAUGUGCCUACAGACRUAGUCAAUGACAAUACACCUAAACAACCUAAAAAUAUAAUGAACAACAAAAGAACUAAGGAUGAGCUACAAGAUCAACCUUCAUCAAAUAAGAAAACAAAAGAUGUUAAUGGGAACCAAUCAAAUACUGACAAUCCAUAUAGUGACAGCAGUAAUGGAGUUUUGAAAUUAGUCAGAAAAAAGACAAAGAAGAGCAAGAAAGUGUAUGCCAGUUAGCAUACAAGUGUUGUAGAAUGGGGAAACUUGCCAAUUUUUUAAUAAUCUUGUCAAAUCAUUGUAUGACAUGUUGUCUAAUAUUGAGCUACAUGUACAUGUAAUACAAUAAAAUAAUUCUAGAAGUG
Molecule: messenger RNA, 910 nt
Organism: Exaiptasia diaphana
Lineage: Eukaryota; Metazoa; Cnidaria; Anthozoa; Actiniaria; Aiptasiidae
Product: DNA-directed RNA polymerase I subunit RPA43
Exons: 2
Coding region: 15-785 (256 amino acids)
Biological process (GO): DNA-templated transcription initiation; DNA-templated transcription
Cellular component (GO): RNA polymerase I complex
Source: RefSeq, a predicted model, not a curated record